AAACAUCUCUUAGGCGUAGGCCCAAGCCCAAUAUUUCAGAUAUCCUAUAAGCAUCUAAAACAACGUGGCAUAUGACACAUUCUCCCAUCGAAAGCAUUGUCACGCGUCCUUCCCGGAGGAAGUAGAAGAGUCCUCGCCGGUAGCCGGAGAUAUUCACUCCAAAAAUUCCUUACCUUUUCAUGCUCUAAACAAUCAUCUGUGGUCAGAUCUCUUCCCAACCAUGGUUAGUUGAAUGGCUGAUGGUUGCUUCUGUUGUUGUUGUUUUACGGUGAAAUUGUACAUGAGAAGAAGGGGUAAAAGAGAGGGGUAUGGUAGAUGGAGUGCAACAAAGAUGAUGCUUUGAGGGCUAAAGAAAUUGCAGAAAGGAAAUUCUUGGCUAAGGAUUUUUUGGGGGCGAAAAAGUUUGCUUUAAAGGCCCAGAAUCUGAAUCCUGGACUUGAAGGCAUUAGUCAAAUGUUGGCAACACUCGGUGUUCAUAUUGCUGCUGAGAGCAAAGUUAAUGGUGAAGGAAAUUUUUAUGGAAUCCUUGGUGUUAGUCCAAAAGCUGAUGAUGAGGCUAUAAGGAAACAGUAUAGGAAACUGGCCCUCAUGCUUCAUCCUGAUAAGAACAAGUCCAUAGGCGCCGAAGCUGCGUUUAAGCAUGUGUCCGAAGCAUGGAGCUUGUUGUCUGAUAAGAACAAGAAAACGGUGUAUGACAAUAAAAAUGUGAAUGCCUUGCAGCAGAGAGUUCGGGCUGAAAAUGUGGAUUCUCCUCAACAUUCCACACAGAAUGGUUUUCAAAAAUUUGCAAAGAAUGCUGCUUCACGAGCGAGGCCUCCAAAGAGUAGUACCAAUAAAAAGAGUUCUUCAUCAGGAACAAAGGAGCGUGGUACCUUUUGGACUGUUUGCUAUCGGUGCAAGAUGCAGUAUGAGUAUAUGCGGAUGUACCUUAACCAUAAUCUGCUGUGUCCUAAUUGUCACGAGGCCUUCUUUGCUGUCGAAACAAGACCACCAUCCAAUGGCUCAAAGAAGUCUACCGAGUGGGAUUAUUCUCAGCAGCAAGAAAAUACAUACCACCAGGGAACGAGAAAGGGUGCACCAACUACAGGAAGAAACAGUUCAAGCGCUCCAAAUUCUGAGUCUUAUGUUGUCAAUAACACUGAUUCACCUGAUCACAAUAACUUCCAGUGGAUCCCAUUUUCUAAAACCGCUGGUCAUGCAUCUGCUGUACAAGCAGCUAAUAUGGUACAACAAGCAUAUCAGAAAGUAAAACGAGAGCGUCAAGAAGCACAGACGGCGACGAAAAGAGAGGAGGCGUUGAAAAGGAACAAUCAUUCGUCCAAACGACCAAGUGCAGCUAUAUCAGCUGGACAGUUUAAUGCUCUCAAGAGGAAAAAAGGCAUAAAUGACCCCAGUACAAGUAGGCUCAGGCAUAGCUGGGAAUCUGCUGGAGGCAGCACAGCAAGUCCAGCUGAAGUUGAACGGGGUAAUAGAGAAAGGGUUAAGCUGAAUGUUGCUAACCAUUUGAGUAAUGAAAGGGAGGAAUCCUACAAUGAUGUCAAACAUUUGCUGAUGGAGAAGGCCAAGAAGGAAAUAUUGAAAAACCUAAGCGAACGGGGCUCAGCUACUUCAACUACAUCUGUGUCUUCAAGGGAGGUAAUUUUAACCAAGGAAGCCAAGGAGAGAAAAAAUGAAGAAAAUCAUGUCUCUGAAUUUGAUGUCAAAGAAGAUCAUGAUGCAGCUUGUGAACAAUUUACAACUGAAACCAAAAUCUUUGCAAAGAGGUCUAGUUCUGAAACUUUUAAUAACUACUUAGAUAACGAACCUGCUGGGUGUAUGUCGAUAGAUGUUCCAGAUUCAGAUUUCCACAAUUUUGAUAGUGAUCGAAUAGAAAGUUGUUUUGGACCUAACCAGGUCUGGGCUGCAUAUGAUGACAGUGAUGGGAUGCCUCGAUAUUAUGCCAUGAUUCUCAAGGUGAUUUCUCUAAAUCCUUUCAAAGCCAGAAUUAGUUGGUUAAAUUCAAAUAACAGUGGAACAGGUUCGCUAAACUCUGUAAAUUCUGGUGCUCCUCAAACAUGUGGAGAUUUCAGAGGAGGCAGGCAUGAAAUGAGAACCUCUGUUAACUGCUUCUCACACAAGGUCAGAUGGACAAAAGGUCCUGGCGAUACAAUUCAAGUAUUUCCUAGAAAGGGGGAAGUUUGGGCUUUAUAUAGAAAUUGGUCUCCAGAAUGGAAUGAAUUCACAGAGGAUGAUGUAAUACAAAAAUAUGAUUUGAUUGAAGUGCUUGAAGAUUUUAAUGAGGAAGUUGUGGUAGUUACUCCUCUCGUCAAAGUUGCUGGCUUCAAGUCGGUGUUCCACAAGCAUUUGAACCCCAGGGAAAUAAGAAAAAUUCCUAGGGAAGAAAUAUUCCGAUUUUCUCAUGAGAUUUCGUCGUUCUUGCUUACCGGAAAAGAAGGCCCAAACGCUCCCAAGGGUUUUCGAGAGUUGGAUCCAGCAGCUAUGCCUGGUGAACUUCUUGAAGUAAUACAAGACGAAGAAGAAAUUGAAUGCAUGGAUCCCGAAGGAAGCAGGGAAGAUAAUGCAAUUGGUGGUACAGAAGCCAGGAGUAGCAAUUUGAUGGAAGAAACUUACAGCUCCAUAGAAGAUAAAGAAGUUAUAAUAUUAGAUUCCUGAUAUACUAGGAUAUUGUUAUAUAGCACUCGUCAACUUCUUAAAGCAAAUGGUUGAUGAGAGAUAUCUUAGUGCCGCUUUUGCAUGCGUUCACUCCCUGUUGAGAUUCUACUUUUGCUUGAUAUAUCUGCGAACACCUACAAUUCAAAGCAGAAUUUGACUACUAUUCAAAGGUAGACAUGAUUCUUGAUAUUUCAAGCUCUAAGGGGCACAGAAGAUUAGGAUGUAACUAAUAUUUAUUAGGAUCUUCUUAUUUCAUGUAUAAAUGAGAUGAGGUUUUGUAUGCUCACAUGACAAGCUGAUUUAUGGUUCUUUUCAAAAGCUUA
Messenger RNA from Solanum dulcamara, 2975 nucleotides. Its product is annotated as J protein JJJ2-like. Bases 316 to 2652 code for a protein of 778 amino acids. The record is from RefSeq and is a predicted model, not a curated record. The transcript has 2 exons. Lineage: Eukaryota; Viridiplantae; Streptophyta; Magnoliopsida; Solanales; Solanaceae.